AUGAAGUUUAUAUCGAAGCUCCGCACCAAUAUCGUGGAGUCGUUCCGGACCGAUCCGAACAUUAACAGGGCCAAAAGCUGGGUCGAUCCCGUUCGCCGCCGGCUACCCUCAGCCACUGCGGAAUAUAUCGCUGAAAAGCUUCCCGCAGCUCAAUGGCUUCCGCACUACAAUUAUAAAUGGCUUCUUCAGGACGUCAUUGGCGGCAUCACUAUUGGUGUUAUGCUCAUCCCGCAGGGCCUUGCCUACGCCAAGAUUGCCAACAUCCCCGUCGCCCAUGGCCUUUACUCCAGUUGGCUGCCUUCGGCCCUGUACUUCUUCCUUGGCACAUCGAAAGAGGUAUCGUCGGGUCCCACCUCGAUUCUGGGUCUCUUUACGGCCGAAGCUGUCGCGGAGCUCUCCAAGCAGGGCUAUGAUCCUGCCAAUAUCGCAUCGGCAAUGGCCUUCUUGGUCGGUGUUUACUCGCUGGCCAUCGGCCUACUCAAGCUCGGGUUUUUGCUCGACUUUGUUUCCGGUCCGGUUCUUACUGGCUGGAUUUCUGCUGUGGCAUUCGUCAUUGGUCUUGGCCAAGUGGGCUCCCUUAUCGGCAUUGACACCGGAUCUGGCACGAUAACCAUUUUCCGCGAUGUACUCUGCCAUCUGAACAAGAUCAAACCUCUUACGUUGUGCAUUGGACUUACAGGAAUUGCAAUGCUCUAUGCACUAGAAUGGGUUGGCAAGCUGUGGGGGAAGAAGAACAAGUGGCUCAAGUUUCUGAGCACCAGUCGUGCUGUUGUCGUGCUCGUGAUUUACACCAUCAUCUCGUUCUUGGUAAACAAGGACCUCACUGUUAAGCAGUACAAGUGGAAGGUCACUCAAGUUGACACGCAUGGGCUGCUCACACCUCGCGCGCACGACGGCUCGCUCAUCUCAAAGAUUGCAGCACGGUCUGUCGCUCCCUUCAUUGCAAUGGCCGUUGAGCACCUCGGCGUGGGAAAGGCAUUUGGUCUACGCAACAAUUAUAGCAUCGACAAGAGUCAAGAGCUGGUCUUCCUUGGCACCGCCAACAUUGCCAACAGCUUUUUUGGUGCCCAGACCUGCGGUGGUGCCAUGUCGCGAACUGCUGUCAAUUCAGAGUGCGGCGUGAAGAGCCCCGUAAACUUUUUGUUUACCGCCGGUUUCAUCAUCCUCACGCUAUAUGAGCUUGCUCCUGCUUUGUACUGGAUCCCCAAAGCAACUCUUUCCGCCAUCAUUAUUAUGGCGGUCGCCCAUCUUGUGUCUUCUCCACAACUAUUCUACCGUUACUGGAGAAUGUCCUUCAUUGAUUUCAUCGCCUCGAUGCUUGGAUUCUGGGUCACCCUGUUCACUACUACUGAGAUCGGUCUUGCUGUUUCUGUUGCAUUCAGCCUCGUCUAUACCUUGAUCCGUCUCGCUUUUCCCAAGUGGAUUGGUCUCUCUCACAAGGAUACCGAGACUGUCCACUGGUCUCCACCGAAGCAGCAUCGAAACGAUGGUAUCGAUGUUCCAGCUGAAGCAUAUUUAGUCAAGUUUACCGAGGAUCUACUGUUUCCUAACGCGGAACGCAUCAAGAACGCAGUCGUCGAGUCCGUCAAGAUACACUUUGAGCCGGCUGCCUCUGCUGCUCGCGACAUCCUCUCCUCGACCAGGACGUGGAAUGUGGCCAGUACCAAACGCAUCGGGAAAAUCCGUCGCAGAAAGAACAUCGUCCCGCUUAAAUGCGACAUUGUUCCUCUACACCAUGUGGUGCUCGACUUCACCAUGGUUGGAUUUAUCGACGUCACAGGGCUACUAUCCUUGAUCGAGUUGAAGAUGGAGCUUCGUCGCUAUAUUGGCGCGGACUUGCAAUUCAGAUUCAUCAACAUGGUCGACGAGGUGUACGAACGAUUCCAAAGGUCAGAAUGGGAGUUCGCUCAGCAGGGGGAGCAGAGGACUGGAGAGGCUGAUACAAUCUACAACUCGCUCGAGGCCGCGUUGUUUCACCACGAUGGUGAUGAGAAGUCUGAUAGCGUAUCAGAGAAGGCUUUGGAUGUGUGA
This is a messenger RNA of Akanthomyces muscarius, 2031 nucleotides long. RefSeq lists its product as uncharacterized. The transcript has 3 exons. Bases 1 to 2031 code for a protein of 676 amino acids. Lineage: Eukaryota; Fungi; Ascomycota; Sordariomycetes; Hypocreales; Cordycipitaceae. Gene Ontology annotation, cellular component: membrane. Gene Ontology annotation, molecular function: sulfate transmembrane transporter activity. Gene Ontology annotation, biological process: transmembrane transport. The record is from RefSeq and is a predicted model, not a curated record.